AUGGUCCCAAAUGAAGCCCAUCAGUACACUGGGAUUAUCCACUUGCUUAAGCAUUUUGGAUGGACAUGGGUCGGCCUCCUUGCUGUGGAUGAUGACAGCGGAGCCCAUUUCUUGCGGUUCCUCGAGCCAUUGCUUUCCAAGAACGGAAUCUGUUCAGCCUUUGUGGCGAGAAUCCCUAAACAAGCGGUUUGGUUUUCUACAGAGGUCUUCCGUGACCUGAAAUCAAAUGUGCUUGUACAUUUUACAGAGAGUAAAGUCAAUACAUUUGUUUUCUAUGGAGAAACUAUGAGUGUCAUACUGCUGAAGAUUGUGAGCAAUUAUAUGGAUGAAGAGUUUGGAAAAUUGUGGAUUAUGACAGCCCAGAUGGAUUUUGCAUUGACGAGAUUUGGAGACUCAGAUUUGCAACUGUUUUAUGGUGCCCUUUCCUUCACCAUUCACUCAAAUGAACCCCAAGGGUUUGAUACAUUUCUUCAAAUGACAAAGCCUUGCAGGACACAAACAAAUGGUUUCCUCAAGGAGUUCUGGGAACAAGCAUUCGACUGUUCUUUUCCGGAUUGCAAUGUGCCAGCAAGGGAUAGCGAAACAUGUUCUGGUGAGGAGAGGCUGGAGAACCUUCCUGGGGCUUUUUUUGAAAUGCGCAUGACAGGCCACAGUUACGGUAUUUAUAAUGCUGUCUAUGCUGUGGCACAUGCUUUGAGUGACCUAAUCUCAUCUAGAUCAAAACACAGAGCAAGGGUGGAGCGUAAAAGAGUUGAACUGCAAGACCUCAAGACUUGGCAGCUCCAUCCAUUUCUUCAAAGCAUUUCAUUUAACAACUCAGCUGGAGAGACGGUGUCCUUUAAUGAUAAGAUGGAAAUGGGAGGUGGAUUUGACAUCAUGAACCUGAUCAUAUUUCCAAACACCUCUGUCUUCAGAAUGACAGUUGGAAAGAUGGAUCCCAAGGCAUUUGAUGGAAAUGAAUUCACUAUUAAUGAAAAUAUAAUUGUUUGGCCCAAAUAUUUUAAGCAGGUGUUGCCCAUUUCAUUAUGUAGCAAUUCCUGCCAUUCUGGUGAACAUAAGGAAAAGAUGGAAGGGCUGAAAUUUUGUUGCUACAAUUGUGUUCCAUGCCCAGAAGGGGAGAUUGCAAACAUGACAGACACACAAUACUGUUUCAAAUGUCCACAAGAUCAAUAUCCAAGCAAGAACAAAGAUGGAUGCAUUCCCAAAGUUAUAACCUUUCUUUCAUAUGAAGAACCUGUAGGAAUCAGUUUAGUCUUCGUUGCGGUUUCUUUUUCCAUUGUUACAGCUUUCACCCUGGGAACUUUUAUUAAGCAUGAAGACACCCCCAUAGUCAAAGCAAACAACCGGGACCUCACCUACACUCUCCUCAUCUCCCUCCUGCUCUGCUUCCUCUGUUCCUUGCUCUUUCUUGGGAGGCCAAGGAAAGUAACCUGCUAUCUCCGACAGACAGCUUUUGGCAUCAUCUUCUCCAUGGCUGUUUCUUGUGUGUUGGCCAAAACCAUCACGGUGGUUGUAGCUUUCAUGGCCACCAAACCAGGCUCCAGCAUGAGGAAGUGGGUGGGGAAAAGACUGGCUAACUCCAUUGUUCUUUCCUGCUCCCUCAUCCAAGCUGGAAUUUGUGCCAUCUGGCUUGGAACAUCUGCCCCAUUCCCAAAUUUGGACAUGCAGUUUCGGACUAGUGAAAUCCUAGCAGAAUGUAAUGAAGGUUCUGUUAUAAUGUUUUAUCUUGUCCUGGGCUACAUGGGACUUCUGUCCGCCAUCAGCUUCACUGUGGCUUUUCUAGCCAGGAAGUUGCCUGACAGUUUUAAUGAAGCCAAGUUCAUCACCUUUAGCAUGCUGGUGUUUUGCAGUGUUUGGCUGUCUUUUGUUCCAACCUACUUGAGCACCAAGGGAAAAUACAUGGUAGCUGUGGAGAUCUUCUCUAUCUUAUCUUCCAGUGCUGGGUUGCUGGGCUGUAUCUUUUUCCCUAAAUGCUACAUUAUCUUGCUGAGGCCUCAAAUGAACAGCAAGAAGCAGCUUAUAAGAAGGAAGAAUUGA
Messenger RNA from Elgaria multicarinata webbii, 2037 nucleotides. Its product is annotated as vomeronasal type-2 receptor 26-like. The record is from RefSeq and is a predicted model, not a curated record. The coding region runs from base 1 to 2037 and encodes 678 amino acids. Gene Ontology annotation, biological process: G protein-coupled receptor signaling pathway. Gene Ontology annotation, cellular component: plasma membrane. The transcript has 4 exons. NCBI's taxonomy places the organism in Eukaryota, Metazoa, Chordata, Lepidosauria, Squamata, Anguidae. Gene Ontology annotation, molecular function: G protein-coupled receptor activity.